GCUUGUUCAGUUUCUCUGUGCCUUUAGCUCCAAAACCUUGUAACCUUUCCUCAGAGCUCUCAGCUGAAAACUGAAAGACUAUGAAUUCACUUAAACUUUCCAAGAGUUGUUAUCAAUCACGAUUUCUUCCUAACCUCCACAAAAAGAUGGUAAAACAAACCACUAUUGCUCCAAACAAGCUGGUUCACGGAAGAAAGCUAGCAGUGAGGGCAUGCGGUGGACUAGAAUCUGAAAAGAAUUCGGAAAGACGUAGUUUCUUGAGUCUUGAAGAAGCUGGUCUAGUUGAAAUGUCCGGUAUUAGCACCCAUGAAAGGUUCCUAUGCCGUUUAACGAUAUCAUCAUUAAACCUCUUAAGAGUUAUAUCAGAGCAAGAAGGGUGUACAAUUGAGGAGCUGAAUGCUGGGAGGGUAUGCGACUGGUUUUUGAAGGAUAAGCUGAAAAGAGAGCAGAAUAUAGAGUCCGCAGUGCUUCAAUGGGAUGAUUCUGAACUCCAAUUUUGAGCCUUUUUACUCUUCUCUUUAUUUAAUUAACAAAAAGGCUCAUUUAGGGAUAUCAUGGGAUUGAGUUAUAGUGUUGUUUGUGACUAUACAUGCUUUGUGCGUAACUGUCUUUUCCAUUAGAGCACCAUAUUGAUCCAGUUUCUAUGA
Populus nigra (black poplar) is the source of this 647-nucleotide messenger RNA. RefSeq lists its product as uncharacterized. Bases 81 to 500 code for a protein of 139 amino acids. The transcript has 2 exons. NCBI's taxonomy places the organism in Eukaryota, Viridiplantae, Streptophyta, Magnoliopsida, Malpighiales, Salicaceae. The record is from RefSeq and is a predicted model, not a curated record.